This is a messenger RNA of Owenia fusiformis, 4162 nucleotides long. The record is from the annotation of a GenBank genome assembly. NCBI's taxonomy places the organism in Eukaryota, Metazoa, Annelida, Polychaeta, Sabellida, Oweniidae.
CUUGCACAGGAUGUUGGAAAAAGAUAGAAGUAUUUAUUUGUCCUGCAACAAAGUACCGGUAAAGAAUAAUUACAUGUGUGUGUAGCCAGUCUACAAACACUAUAUAAUUAGAUGCAUACAUGUAUAUAUAGAGCGUCAUUGUAUGUAGCUGCUUCAUUCACAGUGUAGGCAGCUGGAACAAUAAGCAAAUUAACUCAAAUUGUAAUAUACAAUAUUGAGCAAUUAAUGGAAUAUGUUUCAUGCAUAAUUGUUCUGCUUUUUUUAUUUUUAAUUAAUGUUGGAAUGAGUAAUAUUUUUCCAUAUUGACUGCUUUGCGGAACUCUAUUUAUAAACGUGCGGUUGACAUACGAGAACAACAAUGGAAAUAUAAAGAUGAAGCAAAUUGAUACUAUGAAUAUAUCAUAGAUUGGAUAUAUCAUAUUCAUAGUUUCUACAUGAUAAAGUACAGAGGAGAAUCUACAAGCAACAAUAUAUGAACACAUUUGAAGGAAUUUUCAGUGACAGCACUGAGAACAUACUUGUAAAACAGAUCACAAUGUGACGCCAGACUCAGUAAGCUUUUCAAUAAGAGAAACCCUUGCUACAUGUAUGUUGCCAUUGUGAAAGACGUAGUAAAAUUAUUCUAGUGUGGAAUUCUUAAGAAAACAAUAGGAUUUUAACUAUUCAGGAUAAUCCAAACAGAGAUUAAGUGGAUCAGAAAAAGACAGGAGCCAUGGUAUUUUAUAGAAAACAAUAUUAAUGUGUGGGAUUUUUUACUUGAAUACUGAGUCUGUGAAAAAUAUUAAUAACAAUGUACAAUACAACUGUGGCACUAUUGCAAGAUUUAAAUACAACAUAUCAGAGUACGUAUUUCACAACAGAACAUAAUCAAUCAGAGAGUGCUCAAGAAGUGACCACACCAUCAGAAUUGAACUCUAGUGUUUGGAUAACAAUCAACCAAUCAAACAAUAGCUCUUCCUUGAAUAAAACAUCGAUACCAUCAAACAUAAUGACGAUGGACUUGAACGUGUCAGUGGCUGCGUAUGAAACACUGUAUAAUACAUCUUCCAAACAGGAACUGGCUAGAAACUGCUCGUUGUUUGUAUACUGGCACAACCACCAAAGUGGGAACAUUUCCCUAAACAAAUUAGCAUUCAUAUUCUUAUCUAUAUUAGGAUUUACAGCAAUUUUCGUUAACGUUGCAUUUUUGGUAGCGUCAAGAUUUGUGAAGAACCAGAAAGAUUCUUCAUUACUCUAUAUCAGGAACAUUGGUGUCGCUAAUGUAUUUCUGGGAUUAUUUGCAGUUGGAAAAGCAUUUCAUGUUACAUAUGGAUUAGGUGCUAAAGUGAACUUUUUCUUAAGUGAAGCAUUUCUCUAUACUUCUUUCUUGGCAUCAGAGCUUGUCUUGCUAUUUUACACUUUAGAUGUUUAUAUGAAAAUCAUGCAUCCCAUCAGAUACAGUGCACGGUUAGACGAAGGUGCGAUGAUAAUGUGGUUCACACUGCUUUGGAAUAUAUCAUUUGUUUUCGGAUUCUCUCCUCAAAUGGGUUGGAGCAUGGAAAAUUGUAACUUUCCACAUCAUUUCUUCAAAUACUACCCUUACAGUUAUUUGAUUGUUCUAGCAGUUCAAUAUGUCACUUGCUGUUCUCUGGUUCUCUUGUUGGACAUCAAAAUAUGGUUUGGAUUAUGCAAGCUUCGAAAACUUUCAACAAGUAGAGAGAACCAAGGGAUACACUACCAGAAAGAGUUACGUCUAAAUGUGAAACUGAUCGCAACAGCAGGAGUGGAUCUUGGAUCAUUAAUUAUAGGGUAUACACCACUGGUGGUAUAUAUUUUUAUUCAUCGGAAUUCAAAAGAAACUAUUAACUCAGAUGACCAAGAAUCAUAUUUACUGUUUUUUUACAUUGGCAUAUUGGUUAAAUCACUUUGGGAUACUGUCUUUCACGGAGCUUACACAGCAGAAAUAUGGGAGUUGGUACAUACUAUGUGUUUAGCACGAGUGAUUAAUCGUAAUCAACAAUCUGAUGAAUUUGGAGUAAUAGAACAAAGACAAGAAAUAGAGGUGCAAACAAUUGCCUAUAAUUCAAACAGGAAACGAAGUAGUGCUAAAUCAACAUCUACCUUAACCACAACAGUUUCGCAAGACAGUGUUUCUUCUGGCCAAAUAGCAAUGAAGAACCCAUACAAGGGCCCUCCUAAAUCAAGAGAUGGACUGUUACCAAGAGGUCCUGUGAAACUUACUCAAUUCAAUAUGCCUUCAACUUCUAGUCAGUGAGACAAAUGGAUUAUGCAUAUAGCAUCAUACUUUUAUCAUUGAUGGAAAGGUAAUGUCAUGAUGAGGUAAAAGCCAUAGGUUUCUGUUAUCAAAAGUGCAUUGUAUAAUAAAGUUCAGUUUUCAAGUGCCAGAUGUGAUGUAUUUCAUACAUAUUUCAAUCAGUCAUCAUCAAUAAAAGUAAUAUCUUUUCAGUACAGUAUAGACUGAAGGUAUAGAUUAAUUUCUUUUCAUGAAAUCUUUUUAAUAAAGAGGAUUUAUAUUAGAAAAUGUAAAUGACAUUAUACCUGAUAAAACUUAGUUUUGUUAUUAAGUUUUUUAAAAAAUUUUGAUUAAAUAAACAUUAAUAUUUUUGAUUUGUAUUCUGACUCUUUGUUGUUGUCAUUUUGUUAAGUUUUCAAAACAAGGGAAAUCUUUUCACUCAUAAUAUUCAACACGAAUCUUGGCUUAUAUCAAUCACUGGUUUCUUGAUAAUGUUCCAUAAAAGUAUAUAAUUGAUGUAUAUUGUAGCAUUUGCUGAACUGCAAAUAAUUUCAUUCAUUAUUAAAUACUUGUACUUGAGAAUAUUUCAUAACAAGAAUAUCUGUGAUUAUAUGUUUUAUUCAGUUCAGCUCUUCAUGGACCACAUCCUUAAAUAGCUAGCUCGAAAUGACUACUCAUUGUCAUUAAAUGAAGAUUAGUCAAUAUACAGCACUACUAAUCUCCAAUAUUUAGUAAUUGGGAACUGCAAACUGUUGAAUAUUUGAGAAUAACAUUUCACAAAAUCUGUUAGCUUUCUUAAAAAGUGAUGAUAAAACACUGAGAUGUUUUGACCAAAAAGGUAAAAUUCGGAUCUUACGCCAUAUUGAGAAAAAUCUGUCUAGAUCACUGUUCUUGGUUUAACUUCCAAGGUAGUUGUGUUUAUUAUGUGAAUUACCAGAUGUGAUAUUCAAAUCCUGGUGAUGGAAGUGAAAAAUUAUUGAGUAUCUAAAUUACACUUCCAGUAUGAUAUUUUGCAUUUGUACAGUGUAAAUGGAAAUAAUAUUCAACAAUCUCAGAUCGUAUCAAGAUUUAUUUUCUUCUAAAGAAUAGAUGCGCAAUGAUUCUUGAAAUUGGCACUUAUACAUGUUUAUGUCAUUACUACCUAUACACAUGCUCAUUUAACCUUCAUUGUGGCAUUAUACGCUGCCGAGUUAAUGAAGUGAAAAUUAGUUUUUUCAAUUAAGGUGAAUACAUAUACCAUACAAAUUGCAUCAAUUCUAUGAUCAAUAACACUGUUAUAGUAAAUAUAAUAGUACUAUAGUAAUAGUAUGUACAUUUAAAGAGAUUAAAUGCAGAAUACUGUUUGUAAAAACAACUAUGGGAUUUUGAUCUCAUUGAUCAUUGGCAUUCAAAGAGAUAUUGUAAUUACUAAUGCCUCAGUCACAUUUGAUCUAAAGGCAACCGGAGGGCAUCUGUAGCUUCCCAAAAUUGAAUGAAAUAUGCAGUAUAAAAUAUAGUGUUAAGCAGUAUGGUGUAGGUUUUCUAUAUCGAUUUUGUGAAGCUACGGCCCCCCCCCCCCCCUGUAUAGCAAAUGAGGCUUUAGUAUCAAUUGAAAACAGAUUUGCAAUGAAAUGAUGUAUGUAUCUACACAUUUUCUAUGUUUGUGAUUUGCAUAUUUGGCAAUAAAACUUCAGGAAAUGGUAAAUCCAUUUUUCUUUAUAAAGAUUUCUCUCAUUUUGUGUUCUCAGCUAUUGUUAUUGUCAUUAAUUUAUAUUUCUUUAAUACUUAACACAAUACUUUAUAUUGUUGAGGGUGCUUUAUCAUAACUAUAAAGGGGAUGUAUCUUUCUGAAAGCAUGGCUGAUUCUAUUUAUUUUUUAUUGUAAUACUGUCUUGAGCUGAAUGGUACAAUAUUUGUCUGUUCUCAUUCUGAAUCUGGUCAUGAUGCCCA